UUUGUCAAUCCUCCAGAACUGCUGCUGAGAAAUUCCCACCACCAGCGACGCUCCCCAAGUCAUUGUGCCUUGCCACGGAACACCAGCCACCAUGUUCUCAAGAUCAGUACUCUCAUCACAGCUGCUUCGGCAGGCUGCACGACCAGCAGCAGCACAAGCCGCAAGGCCUGCCUUCAUCAACAUCAAGUCACCCAUGCUGAACCUCGUCCAACAACGACUCCUCUCCGAUGCAACCAGACAAGCCAUCGACAAGGCAGUUGCCUCUGCACCAGUUGUCCUCUUCAUGAAGGGAACACCUGAGACGCCUCAGUGCGGCUUCUCGAGGGCAAGCAUCCAGAUCCUGGGCCUGCAGGGUGUGGACCCUAACAAGUUUGCUGCGUUCAACGUGCUGGAGGAUGCGGAACUUCGGUCAGGCAUCAAGGAGUACUCGGACUGGCCCACCAUCCCCCAGCUGUACGUCGACAAGGAGUUCAUUGGCGGCUGCGAUAUCCUCGUCUCGAUGCACCAGAACGGAGAGCUGGCCAAGAUGCUAGAGGAGAAGAAGGUCUUGGCCCCUGCCGAGGAGGCCGAGCCUGAGCAGAAAUAAAACAAUACCCACAGGCGAAGAGAUUUGGCCGUACGAGGGAAUCGGGCUGGUAUAGAAUCUGACUGAUCACGCCAUUAAUUAGAAGACGGCUGAGUA
This is a messenger RNA of Cryphonectria parasitica EP155, 682 nucleotides long. Its product is annotated as glutaredoxin. The transcript has 3 exons. NCBI's taxonomy places the organism in Eukaryota, Fungi, Ascomycota, Sordariomycetes, Diaporthales, Cryphonectriaceae. The record is from RefSeq and is a predicted model, not a curated record. Bases 92 to 586 code for a protein of 164 amino acids.